UUCGCACUCAUGGGUAUUUAGAGUUGGAUUUAGGGCUAAGUUUAUCACAUCAAACAGUUUAAUGGACGAAAACCCACCCCAAAACAACUCAACUGCCCCUACUGCAGAGGAAACCAAGAAUAAUGAUCAAAAUGCUACUGGAGCUACUGGGAAUGGAGAUGCAGGUGAUGCUCAUAUCAACAUUAAAGUAAAGAAUCAGGAUGGAGCAGAGAUUUUCUUUAAAAUCAAGAAGAGCACAAAUCUCAAAAAGUUGAUGGAUGCCUACUGUUCAAGACAAGGACUAAUGGCCAACACAUGAAGAUUCAUUUUUGAUGGAGAAAGAUUGAGAGAGACGGACACACCAAAUUCUGUAGAAAUGGAGAAUGGAGAUGAAAUUGAUGUUAUGGUGGAACAAACAGGAGGAUUCUUUAUCCAAGUUUAACCCAAUCAUCCCCAAUUACUAGGAAUUGAUAUUCUUAAUUUUU
Molecule: messenger RNA, 464 nt
Organism: Moneuplotes crassus
Lineage: Eukaryota; Ciliophora; Spirotrichea; Euplotida; Euplotidae
Source: the annotation of a GenBank genome assembly